AUCCCCCACCCCCCCGAGCACGGCGUCGAGCACCCCGCGCGCGCGCACGUGAGGCAGGCAGGCGGCCACCCAGCGCCCCCAUCCUACUACGCCAUGGCGUUCGCGCUCAAGGCCGCCGCCUCCACCGCCGGGUCGGCGUCGCUCGCCGCCGCGGGGCCCAGGCGGGGCGCCGCGCCGGCCGCGGGGAGGGUCUCGUUCCGGGGCGCGGUCGCCGGGCCCGGGGUCGCCGUCAGGGCAGCGGCGGCCGCCGUGGCGCAGGAUAAGCGCAGCAUCUCCGGGACCUUCGCCGAGCUCAGGGAGCAGGGGAAGACUGCCCUCGUUCCCUUCAUCACUGCUGGUGACCCUGACUUGGCCACCACAGCGAAGGCACUCAAGAUCCUUGAUGCGUGUGGUUCAGACGUGAUUGAAUUGGGUGUGCCUUACUCUGAUCCAUUGGCUGAUGGCCCUGUUAUUCAGGCCUCUGCAACACGUGCGCUAGCAAAAGGCACCACGUUCGAGGAUGUCAUCUCCAUGGUUAAGGAGGUGAUACCUGAGCUGUCCUGCCCAGUGUCGCUUUUCACAUAUUAUAACCCGAUUCUGAAGCGCGGAAUCCCAAACUUCAUGACCAUUGUUAAGGAAGCUGGUUUACAUGGCCUUGUGGUACCUGAUGUUCCUUUGGAAGAGACAGAUAUUUUGAGGAGCGAGGCUGCUAAGAACAACCUUGAGCUGGUGCUACUGACAACACCAACUACACCAAAUGAAAGAAUGGAGAAAAUUGCACAGGCUUCAGAAGGAUUUAUUUAUCUUGUAAGCACUGUUGGAGUUACUGGUACACGUGCGAAUGUAAGCAACAAGGUGCAAUCUCUUCUUCAGGAUAUCAAGAAGGUCACAGAAAAACCCGUGGCGGUUGGCUUUGGUGUGUCAACUGCUGAGCAUGUGAAGCAGAUUGCAGGUUGGGGUGCAGAUGGUGUGAUCGUUGGUAGCGCGAUGGUUAGGCUAUUGGGGGAAUCUGCUUCUCCUGAAGAAGGAUUGAAGAAGCUAGAAGAGUUAGCCAAGAACCUGAAGGCUGCAUUGGAAUGAACCAACCAUUUUCUUGAGAACACUUGAAAGAUUUCUUCCUUUUUAUUUUCCAGUUUAGGAUUGCGGGGUUGUUCUUUUGUGGCGAAAAUAAGUAUGUCCUUAUGUUGAAUGCUCAAUUGAAUAAAUCAAGGUCAUUAUAUUAAAAGCGCAGAAGACAUUCUUCAUAUACGUUGCACGGGGAACUGGUUGAGAGUCGCCUCUAGUGAAUAUGAAUAAGGUCAUGAUCA
Molecule: messenger RNA, 1286 nt
Organism: Panicum hallii
Lineage: Eukaryota; Viridiplantae; Streptophyta; Magnoliopsida; Poales; Poaceae
Product: tryptophan synthase alpha chain-like
Exons: 8
Coding region: 94-1059 (321 amino acids)
Biological process (GO): L-tryptophan biosynthetic process
Cellular component (GO): chloroplast; cytosol
Molecular function (GO): tryptophan synthase activity
Source: RefSeq, a predicted model, not a curated record